Aspergillus eucalypticola CBS 122712 is the source of this 1657-nucleotide messenger RNA. RefSeq lists its product as uncharacterized. NCBI's taxonomy places the organism in Eukaryota, Fungi, Ascomycota, Eurotiomycetes, Eurotiales, Aspergillaceae. Bases 424 to 1536 code for a protein of 370 amino acids. The record is from RefSeq and is a predicted model, not a curated record. The transcript has a single exon.
CCGAGAAGCCGGGUCAGAUCGAGAUUAGGGAGGAUCUCAAGGGAGGACGAGGUUGAGCAGAGACCCGUCUGAGCUCAGUGAAGAGGAGAAGUUGUUUGGACGGCGCGGAAACUAUCGAGCGGAUCGGCAGCCUAAGGCCGCCUAUCCACCCAAUCGAGAUCGCGCCUCAGGCCGCCAUGACUCGUGAUCUUCGAUGCUUCCGCCUAUCAUGUGCUUUUCCCCUCUGCCCUUUCCCCCCUCUUGCCUUUACUGUCCAUUGUUCUCUCGUUCAACUCCAUCCUUCAUCUAGUCUAGGCUACUAUAGUUCCUCUCUGCUCUCAGGGCAAAGGGCACUUUGUCCCGCCUAAACUGAAACGUCUGCACCGAUAGUCAAGUGCCCCACCAUGUCGGCCCAGGCUCUUUAUCAACCUCCCCUCCGAUGCCAUGCAACAAUCCGAAGUGCUCGUCCACAUCUCCGCCCCCAGCACCGUGGCCGAUGAUGCCGGCUACCGCGCUCAGGUCGAAGCAAUCCUCAGUUUUCAACCUUUCUCUCGUCAGCUCAUAACCUUACGAUCUGAGGACAGCGAAGCCAUCCCCGCUGUAACGGAAGCCGGUCCCUCCUAUACCCAGGAACAACACAAUGCCAGCUCUUCUACACUCAAGCCUCCAGACCCUGGAGCAGCCUCACCAGCCCAGCGACCAAGUCAACAUGACAAGGACUCGCUCGGAACCCCCAUGAGUGUCAUUCCCGAUUCUCAGCCUGAGCGAAUUCCCCCGGAGCCAGUCGACUUGCAGGAGAUUGCCCUUCCCCAACCAAGUCCAACACCCCGUCGCAAAUCGACCGAUACGAAUGGCCUACCCCCUACGAAGCGAAGUCGUCUAGACUCCCUUCCACCAGUCAUCGGUACAACAUCCCCAGAUGAACAUCUCAACAACCUCAGCUCACCAAACAACGACACCACCACCACCACCAUCACCACCAGAGAAGCGCCCGCCCCCCAAACACCAAAAGACAUCACCCUACACCUCCCCCUAGAAAUCAAACCAAACCCACCUCCCAUAUCAACAGACCCCUUCACAACCCACAUCACCCCGACCCUAAAAAUGCUCUCCACCCGCCUCAACCCCUCCCGCACAUACACUCCCCUCCAACAAACCCGACCCCUCGACGACCUCGAAAGAGGACACUGGUACCUCCGCCUCAAUCUCACCGACACCCUCAACCCAAAGCCAAGCUCCAGCUGCACCUGGGACAUGCCACUCUUCACGCGCUUCUGGACCUUCCUAAGGGAUUUCAUCGCCAAAGAAGGUCGCGCUGGCUGGGGUGUCUGGUGCAUUCUGGAGGAUGAUGGCUCAGAUAAACCCGCACCGUCGCCUCAGGGUGGACCCGAGGAUCGUGGUGAAACAACGAGACCAGUAACCCUGAAGGUCUACGCAUGGGGCGAGCUAGCUUCUCAUAUAUACCUGCUUUUAUUCCUGGCGAGUGAGCGUCGCGUUCGCAGGAUGGGACUGCAGUGGCGUGAUAGUGCAGACGAUGUCGUGAUUCAGAUGCCGUAGGAAUCAUGUUGGGUGGAUGCAAAUUCCCAAUACCUUUGGGGGUUUCUUUUCGUAGUGUAUAAAUAAUAUUUGUGGAGCAUCAGCGAUGCGCUAUAUAUGUACAUACUCUUUCAAAAAUUAC